AAAAUUGCUUAAAGUCCAACAACAUACAAAACAUUCUGAGAGGAGAGCCUUUCUGCUUCUCUCUUGUAACUGAUGACAGGAAUUGGUGUAGAUUGCAUUGUGUGGCGUGGAGGAAGGUCAGAAUUCGUGAGUGACUGAAGGAAUUGACUCGGAACAGUGGAGAGAGAGAGAGUGAGGAUGGUGACUGAUGAUGAACUGUCCAGGCUGGCGGAGGAGGCGUUACUGCGGGAGGCUCAGCGUGGGGCUCAGCGGGCGCAGGAGUGUGGGCCAUCAGGGUGGAUAAAAUGUCGCCUGCCGUCCACCAACAAGACCUUCCUUCAAAACACUCUGCUCGGAGCAAUGGCCUCAAACCGCGCCAAGGAGAAGCAGGAACAGACGCGAUGUGAACGAGGGCGGAGGAGAAGAGAGCAGGAGGAGAGAGACAAGAACACGUACAAGAGAGUUUACCUUCACGCCAGCACCAAGGCCCCCAGGAAGCCCACAGACCACCAAGACGCCCCCACAAACACCAAGAAGACCAGGAAAGAGAGAGAGAAGAAUAUGUUUACCUGGACUGACUCUGGGCUGGAGUUGGGGACUAAGAAGGCAUCAGACGAUAGGAAGGAUGACAAAGGAAGGGGAAAGAUGAAGACGCAGAAAACGAGAGCUCAGGUUGCUGUGUUGUCGAGGAGGAUUAAUUUUACACCAAGUACCGCCAAGGAGGGAGUAGAGGAUAAAAGAUAGUAGUGUGGUGGUGGUGGUGGUGGUGUAUGUAUGUGUGUUUGUGUUUAUUUAUGGAGGAAGGACUGGGUGAAUGAGUAGUAGUAGUAGUAGUGGUAGUAGUAGUAGUAGUAGUAGUAUUUAUUUGUCAUACCUGAUAAUGAUAAGAUAUACUGGUUGUUUGAGAGAGAGAGAGAGAGAGAGAGAGAGAGAGAGAGAGAGAGAGAGAGAGAGAGAGAGAGAGAGAGAGAGAGAGACACGAGGUAACAAAAAUUUCUCAUAACAAACUCAUUUCUUGUCGUUUCCUAGAAGUAGUGGUGUUCCUCAAUCCAGCGUCCCUCUCUGUUUGUCGCCAUCCCCUCUCUGUCGUUCAGUAUUAUUGUCAGUAUUGCCGUGUUCUGUGUUACAAAUGGAGUUUAUUCAGGAUCAU
Messenger RNA from Portunus trituberculatus (swimming crab), 1129 nucleotides. RefSeq names its product protein POLR1D-like. The coding region runs from base 178 to 723 and encodes 181 amino acids. Lineage: Eukaryota; Metazoa; Arthropoda; Malacostraca; Decapoda; Portunidae. The transcript is spliced from 3 exons. The record is from RefSeq and is a predicted model, not a curated record.